Messenger RNA from Beauveria bassiana ARSEF 2860, 1113 nucleotides. RefSeq names its product Cysteine synthase. The record is from RefSeq and is a predicted model, not a curated record. Lineage: Eukaryota; Fungi; Ascomycota; Sordariomycetes; Hypocreales; Cordycipitaceae. Bases 1 to 1113 code for a protein of 370 amino acids. Gene Ontology annotation, molecular function: pyridoxal phosphate binding; cysteine synthase activity. Gene Ontology annotation, cellular component: cytoplasm. The transcript is spliced from 2 exons.
AUGUUCCGCAUUACUGCCAGACGCCUAGCUGCUGCCGUAGCUGCAGCAGCCGAGCCGUCAGCACAUACACUCAAGGUCUCGCAGGCCCAAGGCGUGGCCAACGGCCUGACCGCUGCCAUUGGCAACACGCCCCUCAUCCGCCUGAACAGGCUCUCCGAGGAGACGGGAUGCGACAUCCUAGGCAAGGCCGAGUUUAUGAACCCCGGCGGCUCGAUCAAGGACCGCGCGGCGCUGUACGUGGUUAAAGACGCCGAGGAGCGCGGGCUCCUGCGCGCCGGCGGCACCGUGGUCGAGGGCACGGCGGGCAACACGGGCAUCGGGCUGGCGCACGUGUGCCGCUCGCGCGGCUACCGCCUCGUCAUCUACAUGCCCAACACGCAGUCGCAGGGCAAGAUUGACCUGCUGCGGCUGCUGGGCGCCGAGGUGCACCCCGUGCCGGCCGUCGCCUUUGAGAAUCCGGAAAACUACAACCACCAGGCGCGCCGCCACGCCGAGCGCCUCGACAACGCCGUCUGGACCAACCAGUUCGACAACACGGCCAACCGCCGCGCGCACAUUGAGACGACCGGCCCCGAGAUUUGGGCGCAGACCGCUGGCGCCGUCGACGCCUUCACCUGCGCUACCGGGACCGCCGGCACGCUCGCCGGCGUUACCCGCUAUCUCAAGGACGUGUCGGGCGGCCGCGUCCGCAGCUUCCUGGCCGACCCCCCCGGCAGCGUCCUGCACUCGUACAUUGCGUCCGGCGGGAAGCUAAACGAGCGCAGCGGCUCCAGCAUCACAGAGGGCAUCGGCCAGGGCCGCGUCACCGACAAUCUGCAGCCCGACAUUGACCUGCUUGACGGGUCCAUGACCAUUUCGGACGAGAAGAGCAUCGAGAUGGUGUACCGCUGCCUCGACGAGGAGGGCCUGUAUCUGGGCGCCAGCUCGGCGCUCAAUGUUGUCGCGGCCAAGGAGGUUGCGGAGAAGCUGGGCAAGGGCCACAAGGUCGUCACUGUCCUGUGCGACGGCGCCUACCGAUAUGCCGAUAGACUCUUCUCGCGCAAGUGGCUUACGGAGAAGAAGCUCAUUGGCGCUAUUCCCAAGCACCUAGAAAAAUACAUUGUUCUUGCUUGA